AGGUGAGGCAGCAGUUUGCAGGACGCCAAAUGAAUUGGCUUAUUAAUCUGUCGACAGGGACUUAAAUAACGAGGGCUGGUCUCCAUAUCUUUGUAGGUGGAUCCCCCGCCGUAUAGUGAAUGUUUAACUGUAGCUGUUCCGUUUUAAAUUUCUCUGGAGUUUAAAAGGAGGAGAGAGUUACUCGGUGCUUGGUGCUCCAAUUCUAAAGCGGAGAGGGUUCACAGCGCGCGUCCAGACAGUUGCCUCAAGAGAGCUAGCCUCUCUCCGCAGACACCGAGCAUCAUUCCUGUGAUACGGAACGGAGGAGUCAAGACCAGAACAGCUCUUUGAACAUUAGCAUCAUUCUCCCGUCUACGUAAUGACAUUCGCGAAUAUUUUAAAACACAUAGGCUGUAAAUGGCACUUUGGUGAUUUUUAAAUAUUGUAUCCGACGUUUUGGAAGGUCACAAAAUCAUGUUCAGGGCAUUUAAUUAAUUUAUUUUAAAAUGUCCCCCUUUUGAAGACUAAAGUGCGUUUUUUUAUUUAUUUAUUUUUUUUACUUUUUAUUUAACCUUUUGCGAUAGGCUAUAUGGGAUUUCUUUAUUCAUCACUAUUCCAAUUCCAAAGGACUGUUUUCUUUUUCGUUUAUUUUUCCAGUAUGAGCACUUUGCGGUGCCAUUUAUACUGUUUUGGAUAUGCGUCUGGAUAAGCAGCACUGUUGGGAUGAGGAUAGCAGGUUGCUGUUAAAUUCUCUAUCUCACUUUAUAUGAUGGUAAUCUGAAAAUGUCGACUGGCUGACUCCAGGAAAAAGAGCCAAGAACGCUUUACACCUGAUUUGGGAAAAGGGAAAUUAGAGAUGGGCUGGCAGCAGCAACGUGGUUAAAUACGUGUCUGCGGGAUUCAACCACCGGUAAUAUUUAUUUAUUUAUUUAUUUGUAUAAGAUUUUUUUUCCCAAAAAGUCAAGUUUGUAUAUUUAUUUGGACCAAACGAGGAUGCUCUUUCACCGCGGUGUUAAAGAUUUGGCUAUGCGGCAGAACAUCUACGGCGCCGCAGCGAGAUUCACCUGGAGUUUCUUCCUGUUCUUCCUGUUAUCUCAGAUGCGGCUGUCUGCUGCGUUUCUUACAGGUUCUGUGGCUAGUUGUCAAAAUGAAGGAGAUGUGCUGCAGAUCCCAACCAUCACAGACAACCCCUGUAUCAGCUGUGUUUGUUUGGGCAAAACUGUGAAACUUGGUUUACAUCGUAAGCAAGUAACUACAAAUAAAGAAGUCACCUGCAAGCGUGAAACAUGCCCUCAGAUCCCCAAAGACUGCGCUCUGCUGGUGAAACAGAGGGGAGCCUGCUGUGAAAAAUGCAAAGAUUGCCAGUUUGAAGGGAAAUCUUACAAUAGCUCCAUGAAGUGGCAGAUACCGUCCAAACCAUGCGUAACACGCACAUGUCAGGAGGGCGUAGUGACGGAGUCCGAGAGGAGGUGUGUGGUGUACUGUAAGAAUCCCACAAUACAGAGAGGAAGAUGCUGUUUGACCUGCCCAGGGUGUAUCUUUGCAGGCAGAGAGUAUCAUGAGGGGGAGGACUUCCAUCCUGAAGGGAACAGAUGUGUAAAAUGUUCCUGCACUGGAGGCCGGACUCAGUGUGUGAAGGAAGUGUGUCCCGUCCUUUCCUGUCCCCAGCACCUCAGCCACACACCUCCAGGGCAGUGUUGCCCCAAAUGUUUAGGUCAAAGGAGAGUGUUUGAUCUGUUGCUCGGAAGCUGCUUGUUUCACAGUGAGGUGUAUGAGAAUGGGACCUCCUUCAAAUACGACAACUGCACUUCUUGUGUCUGCAAGAAUUCCACAGUGGUGUGUAAGAGGAAGUGCUCUCGUUCUGGGAGUUGCUAUAGCAACAAAGAGCUCUGCUGUGAGCCUUGUGUCUCUUAUGUUCCCAUUGAGGAGGUCACAUUUUGCCAGUCUGGGAAUAAAAUCUACAGGGAUGGAGAAAUGUGGCCCUCUGUCAACUGCACACUGUGUGCUUGUGUAAAGGGGGAGGUCAAGUGCCACAAAAAACAAUGUGUCCUAAUAAAGAGCUGCCCCUCUGGUAAAAUUCUCAACAGAAAUGGUUGCUGUCCCAUUUGCACUGAAAAACCUGGAGUUUGCACUGUGUUUGGAGACCCUCACUACAAUACUUUUGACGGCAGGACGUUUAACUUUCAGGGGACCUGCAAGUAUGUUCUGGCCAAAGACUGCUCGGCGGCAGCUAGCUUUCAGGUGCUGGUGAAGAAUGACGCCCGCAAAACACGCUCCUUCUCCUGGACCAAGUCAGUGGAGUUUAUCUCAGCUGAUGUGAGUAUCAGCCUGCACCAGCACCUCACAGUAAAACAGAAUGGGACUCGGAUAUCUCUGCCUCAUGAGACAGAACAGAUACGUGUUGACUUGGACGGGUACUUACUGAAACUGACCACGAAGACAGGUCUGGUGAUCUCAUGGGAUGGGGACAGUUUCGUGGAGGUCAUGGCUGCACCCCACCUGAAGGGCAAGAUGUGCGGCCUGUGCGGGAACUACAACGGGCACAGGCGAGACGACCUCAUCGGUGGCGAUGGCAACUUCAGGUUUGACGUGGACGAGUUUGCAGAGACAUGGCGCGUGGAGUCCAAUGAAGUGUGCAACCUGCCGCGGAACAAACCCCCGCUUUACCUCUGUCCUGGCACCGUCAAGGUCAAGUUCCGAGCCCACCGCGAGUGCCAGAAACUCAAGUCCUGGGAGUUCCAGAAGUGCCACUCCACAGUCGACUUUACCUCAUUUUAUAGGUCGUGCGUGACGGACAUGUGCGAAUGCCCUGUACACAAGAACUGCUACUGUGAGUCCUUCAUUGCCUACUACCGGGCCUGUGACAGGGAAGGCAUCAAGGUCCACUGGAAACCCGAGCAGAGCUGCAUGGCCACCCAGUGCAAGCAUGGAUCUGUGUACGACACCUGUGGCCCAGGGUGCACAAAGACUUGCGAUAACUGGAACGAGAUCAUCCCGUGCAAUAAACCCUGUGUGGCUGGGUGCCACUGCCCAGCAGACCUCGUGCUUUCGAAAGGAAGAUGUAUUAAGUCCACUCUCUGCGCACGCCGAUGACACAAGCUGCAUUGGGGAAGGACAUAUAGGCAGGUGACUGCUGUUCCACUGCAGCAAACCCUCGAACACAGCCCAUGAAGAACUGUGAAAGCGCCCAACCACCAACAUCCAACCAUCAACAACUCCACAGAGACGGUCGUCAACCUUCAAAGCUGUCUGCAUGUACAACACAUCAUGUUUUGUCCAAAUCAAUGACAAUAUGCACUCACUUAACUUGGUUUAAAGUAAGAGUCUGCGGUAUUGGCAACAGAGGAUUUUUGACAAGCUGGAGUUAUAUACAAUUACGGAAGGGAAUUGGUUAAGACCUACAUACAGUAAAAUACAAUAUAAUAUAAGCAAAGAAAGACAGCUAACAUUUUAUUUUGUAUUUUUGAAUUUUUUUUUUUACUAUGAGGUAUAUGUAUUAUCGUCUAGAGAUACUGUAAAGAGAAUUGUGUAAAGUAAAAACAGAUAUUUUUUAUUAUUAUUAUUAUUUUUUCUAAAUUAAGUUAAAUAAUAACUAAAAAGAUAUAUGACUAAAACCUUCAAUUCUAAUAUGUUACAGAUUGUUUUUAAAGGGAAAAAACUAUUUAUGUUUUUUAGAAGAACAUAGUUUAUUUUGAAACAAGGAGCUCAAACUUGGACCUGUUUGUUUGGGUUUUUUUUUUAUGGUGAAUUACAGCGCCUCUUUUUUCCAUAAAAAUGUAAAUAACGUAAAGUACUGUAUUUUGACUUGUUGUACCCAGAUUGCCAUUAGAUAGAAGAUUAUGCUCUUGUAUAUAUUUCACUUCUCUUUGUAAGUAAUAAUUUAAGAAAAAAAAAGUUGUAUCCUUUUAUUGAAGUCUUACUGGUAAAGGGCUGCCAGCUGUUCCGUUUUUAUGGUUUCCAAAGUGUUUUGUCCAGUUUUCAUAUCCUUAACCCUGUCUAACUUGAUUGUUGUGGAGUAAGCCUGUAUCAGUAGCUCGCCACUCCCCAAACCACUCGGAGUAUCAACGUGAGGCAGCUGCCAGCUCUACACUGAGGCCAUGUAUUAAUGCAAUAAAAGUAAACCCUUUAUUGGGAACCAUG
This is a messenger RNA of Acipenser ruthenus (sterlet), 4119 nucleotides long. Its product is annotated as BMP-binding endothelial regulator protein-like. NCBI's taxonomy places the organism in Eukaryota, Metazoa, Chordata, Actinopteri, Acipenseriformes, Acipenseridae. The coding region runs from base 973 to 3072 and encodes 699 amino acids. Gene Ontology annotation, molecular function: protein binding. The transcript is spliced from 16 exons. The record is from RefSeq and is a predicted model, not a curated record.